ACGGAACGAGUGAAAGUUGGAGGAUUGUUGUUCAUGGAGGAAGAUGCCGCACUGACAGACACAGUUUAGGGUUCCAUCCGUUGACUCAGCGGAAAGCAGUGCAGCAGCUACAAUUAUAUAUGUACAUAUAUCGCUACCUGUAUCUGUAUCUGUUUUUUACUCAUCCGCUAACCGCAAGCUGCGAUGAGAGCCGUUGUUGUAUGUAGAUGCAAUAAUUGUUGCUGUUUCCACUGCGUGACAAUGAUUGCACAAUGGAAUCAAUUGUUAUAAUGGAAUUAGCGUGCACCGUCAGUCCCAGUGCCAGCCCCAGCCCUAGCCCCGGCCCGGCCCCGUUCACGAGGUCCCGCCACGUCUAGCCGAAAGAGCCAUGACUUGGCCAGCCAGAAAGUACGGGGAAAAGCGAGGGAAUGUGCGACCCAAGAUACAAAUACAAGUGCAAAUAUCAGUAAAUGCCCGUAAAAAUGUCUAAUUUAGCCAGUGCGGGGGGGGAGGGGUAACAACUGAACUUGACUGAACCUCUGCUUCUGCCUCUGCCUCUUGCACGAACCUUGUGAUACGAUACGCUCCAAAAACGCUGACAAAGAAAAUAGAAAUGGGGAAUACAGUGAAAGCAUUCGAAUAAUCGCACCUCAGCUCUUUUUCUCUUGAUUUCUCAACUUGUGAAACAUUUUUAUGCAUGUCUCGCGGAUUUGUGAUCUUUUGAAAAAGUGACAACUCAUUGAUUGCCCAUCGAAUAACCGCUAAGCAAACAAAACCCAACCCCAGAGAUACGACACGCUCGAAACAGAGCUGGGGAAUGGCCCUAAGAUUCAGUGAAUGAUUCAGUGAUUCAUGGGUAUCGUAUUCAGUGAUACAUUCAAUCCAUUAAGGGUAUCCAUAGCUGAUAUAUACAGGCAAGACAAGCCCUUUCACUUCUUGCCCAACACUCGUGUUGGGUCUGUUUCCCUAUAUAGUAUAUAGUACAUCAUACAAUUGUCUCUCAAGACAACAUUUACAUGCGCCGCCAGCUGCGACAACAACAGCCCCACAGAAACGACAAUCGAAAAGGGGGGCACGUUUUGGAUGCACAAGACACGAGUUCCUACUCAAGUGCCGGCCACUUAACACCCUCCGAGAUGCUCAACCGACAGCCCGACUACAACAUCUCCGAUUUGGGCUAUCCCUGGCCAUGCGAUUCCCACAUGAAGAUGCGAAGAAAGCUCCCAAAGGCCUGUGGCAUGCCUCCAGCAUCGCCCAGCCGCCUGCUGCCCGUGCGGGAGACGCUCAACGACUACUUCCAGCGGCUGAUCAGGCAGGAGGAGGACCAGGAUGACCUACAGGCCCGACAGAAGCACCACAAGAAUCAGUGGAACGAACAGCAACGGAGGCGCAAUCAAAAAUGUCGAGAUAAAGGGGAGACGGCCACAGCCACAGGCACAGCCACAGCCACAACCACAGCGACGACGACGACGAUGUCGACUUGCGAUUUGAACAAUUUCUGAUGAAGAUACGGAUGGUACACGAGGGGGGAAUACGAGUAUAGUAGGGGGAGCAACUAAUUUAAAGCCGACUGAUUAAAAGUGCUACAAUAAAUACACCUUUUUGCCUAGAACUUUAAGUACAUUAAGCGUUAAGUAAAGAAGAACAGAACCCGAUAAA
Messenger RNA from Drosophila miranda, 1638 nucleotides. RefSeq lists its product as uncharacterized. The record is from RefSeq and is a predicted model, not a curated record. The transcript is spliced from 3 exons. Bases 996 to 1481 code for a protein of 161 amino acids. Lineage: Eukaryota; Metazoa; Arthropoda; Insecta; Diptera; Drosophilidae.